Molecule: messenger RNA, 2162 nt
Organism: Liolophura sinensis
Lineage: Eukaryota; Metazoa; Mollusca; Polyplacophora; Chitonida; Chitonidae
Exons: 4
Coding region: 522-1208 (228 amino acids)
Cellular component (GO): plasma membrane
Source: RefSeq, a predicted model, not a curated record
AUGUGGAUUCACAUUCCGGUUUUAUUUAAUAAUCUAGUUUCUUAAGAAGUGAAUGGAAAGGAACGGGGGAAAACUGCCUAUAUAGGAACUCCUUUUAAACUACACAAAGACGGCCAGUAAGAAGGGCUGAAAACGAAGCUAUUACAGUGGGGCCAUGUUCGCAGUAAGCACGGCCAUGUUCGCAGUCCGAUAAGCACGACUGGUCUCGGCUGACCCCAGGAUAGUGCCGGGCGGGCAAAGUUUCUGACGGUCGUAGGGACCCGUCACAGCUACAACCCAGAAGCCUAAAUCGUCCGAGUAUUCGACAGUGUGUGACAAUUUCUACGUCUUACAGCGGUCCUCCAUUUGUGACCUAGAUGGUCUUGCACUACUUCGUGUUUCAACUACCAGGAAGGCGGGUAAUAUCACAAUUACGGGCUGUGUUUAUGUGCCGUGUAUACCUGGGGGAUAUGGCGACGUAAACACGCAGUUGGCUUGACAGGGACGAUUCCUCUGACGUGUGUGGACACAGUGACAGCAGCAUGUCGAGGGGACAGUACGCCGCACUCGUCCUCGCCUUCCUCUUCUGUAUUUCAGGGAUUGCACUGAUCGCUAUCAGCAUUGGGACAGAUAACUGGUAUCAUGUGAUGACUGCCCAGGGAGAUGCCACACCCAGCUACCAUUUCGGCUUAUGGCGCAGAUGUUACGACAACACUAUACCUGCAGAAAUUCCUAAGGAAGAUCUGGUGGGCCUAAGCAACAACUGCCUACAUCUAGAACUUGUGAAGGCGCAAGAAUGGCUGUUGGCACCAUCAGAACAGUUACGCAUGCACUUGCUCCGUUCCCACGUGGGACUCAUCUGUACCAGCUGUGUGUUACAAUUCUCCACCCUCAUCAUUCUCAUCCUGGGACUCUGGCCGUCAGGGUCAUGUGGUUGUAAAUCUUUUCGACAGUCUGUAGUAUACCUGGGCACAGGAUUACUCAGUCUACUCUCAACCAUUGCGGGAAUGGCAGGUGGGAUCUGUUUCAUAGCUCUCCGAGAUCUGGAGGAGGAGUCACGUGACACAUACAGGAAGUCCGACUUGCGCUAUUAUGAUUGGUCAUUUGUGUUGUCAUGGGUUUCCACGGGUCUUUGCCUGUGUCAAAGUGCAAUUUUCUUAUUCCUGUACCGCUUUGCUUAUGACAAAAGUGACUAUUAUUACUAUUCAGACAAGCAAUACCGGCUGUGAACAUGUUGGAGGCGCAAUUCUCAGUGAUGUUUCAAUUCUAUGCGUGGGAUCGUGGGUUUCCCCCGGGAUUUGCUCCCAAAAAUAAUGCUGGCCGCCUUUGUGUGAGUGAAAUAUUCUUGAGUACGGCGUAAAACACCAGUUAAAUAAGUAAAUAAAUCAAUAAAUUCUAUGAAAUUAAAAUUCAUUUACGCUCCCUAGAAAUGUCGUAUAGUGUCAUCAUCUAGAAUGGCAUUUUAGUUCAACAUCUGACAUGUGGUACCUCGCUCAGGCUGCUAUCAGGUGACGCAGCAUGUCGGUGCGCCUGGAGAACUGAGCCGGGUUUACCUUCAAACUGUACAGUGUUACCAGUCAUUUAUCAUCAAGAUUCUCUGACAUUUGCUCACUGUCUCAUGAUAUGUAUUUUUGUUUUCAAUUGACUGUGUCCGUAUUACGAAAACUGAUUCAUCAAUAGCCAUACAAUAUCAAAAAUGUUGUUGAGAGCUGAAACGGCAAAAUUACUUAACAUAGGCUAGGCCUACUACAGGCCUGUGCGUGGUGCAUGAGCAUAUGCAUGUACAUAGGUGGUAUUUUGACAUCGAUGAAUCUCGAAUAUAUAUACAUAUAUAGUUUCAUGAUUUAUUCUUUUUUUAUUUUAUUUUUUCAUCGCACAACAUUAGUGUUAAUAUAUAAAUGGUUUUAAAAACUGUGGUUCAGGUUGGGCUGUGUUGUUAUGUUGGAAGGGAGGUAACUCUCAUAUAACUUGAAUCGUAUGUCAAUAAAUGCCCAGCGCCAUGUUCAGGGCUACCUGAAAAACAAAAAAUAAAAAAGUGAUGUCGAGUACUUGGCUAUCUUCCUCCGAUACUGUGUUUAUUAUGAUGUUCGGUAAAGUAGGCCUACAGUUUGUUUUUUUCAAAUACAUAGUAUUCUAUAAAUUUUGGCAACCAGUGGAUUUUGUGCUAAAUUUGUAAAUAAAAU